ACUUUGUGUACCACAGCCCGCGGCGAGCGUCUGCCCGGCCCGAUCUGUCUCGUCUCGUCUCGUCCCGUCCCGUCCGCCCCCCGCAUCGCGCCCCGCCGCCGCCGCCAUGGAGCUGCACGAGUCCCUGUCGUCGCCCCUCAGGGAGCUGAGCGAGAACCCGCAGGCGAAGGCCGCCGGGAAGGCGAAGCGGCUGUCGGUGGAGAGGAUCUACCAGAAGAAAACGCAGCUGGAGCACAUCCUGCUCCGGCCCGACACCUACAUCGGCUCCGUGGAGCUCCUCACCCAGCAAAUGUGGGUAUAUGAUGAGGAUGUGGGACUCAACUACAGAGAUGUGACUUUUGUGCCUGGAUUGUACAAAAUCUUUGAUGAAAUUCUAGUCAAUGCUGCAGAUAACAAGCAGAGGGAUAAAAACAUGUCCUGCAUUAAAGUGACAAUUGAUCCGGAAAAUAAUACAAUCUGUGUGUGGAACAAUGGGAAAGGUAUUCCUGUUGUGGAACAUAAAGUGGAGAAGAUGUAUGUACCUGCUCUUAUUUUCGGACACCUGUUAACAUCUAGCAACUAUGAUGAUGAUGAAAAGAAAGUUACAGGUGGUCGAAAUGGUUAUGGGGCUAAAUUAUGCAACAUAUUCAGUACCAAAUUUACAGUGGAAACUGCAUGUCGUGAAUAUAAGAAACUGUUUAAGCAGACCUGGACAGACAAUAUGGGAAAGACAGGUGAGAUGAAACUGAAAUACUUUGAUGGAGAAGAUUAUACCUGUAUCACAUUCCAACCUGAUCUGUCAAAGUUCAAAAUGACAAGCCUGGACAAAGACAUUGUAGCACUGAUGUCUCGGAGAGCAUAUGAUAUUGCUGGGUCCACAAAAGAUAUCAAAGUCUUUCUAAAUGGAAAAAGGCUGCCUGUAAAAGGAUUCCGCAGCUAUGUGGACCUCUAUCUGAAGGACAAAGUUGAUGAAACUGGUAAUGCACUUAGAGUUGUCCACGAAGAAGUGAAUAAUCGUUGGGAAGUGUGCUUAACUUUAAGUGAAAAAGGCUUCCAGCAAGUUAGUUUUGUAAACAGCAUUGCUACCACAAAGGGUGGUAGGCAUGUUGAUUAUGUAGUUGACCAGAUUGCAAAUAAACUCAUUGAAACUGUAAAGAAGAAGAACAAAGCUGGAGUUGGAGUUAAGCCUUUUCAGGUGAAGAGCCAUAUGUGGAUUUUUGUGAAUUCUUUGAUUGAAAACCCAACCUUUGACUCUCAGACUAAAGAAAACAUGACUCUGCAGGCAAAAAACUUCGGCUCAUCUUGCAAACUGACUGACAAAUUUAUCAAAGGGGUAGUCAGCUGUGGCAUUGUGGAAAGUAUCCUAAACUGGGUAAAAUUUAAAGCCCAGAUCCAACUGAAUAAGAAAUGUUCAUCUGUGAAACACAACAAGAUUAAGGGAAUUCCUAAACUGGAUGAUGCCAAUGAUGCUGGCAGCAAGAAUUCUACAGAUUGUACACUAAUCCUGACAGAGGGAGAUUCAGCCAAAACACUGGCUGUUUCCGGGCUGGGAGUGGUUGGGAGAGACAAGUACGGAAUAUUUCCCCUUCGUGGAAAAAUGCUCAAUGUUCGAGAAGCAUCUCAUAAACAGAUCAUGGAAAAUGCUGAAAUCAAUAAUAUCAUCAAGAUUGUUGGCUUACAGUAUAAGAAGAACUAUGAUGAUCAGGAUUCACUGAAGAGCCUUCGCUAUGGCAAGAUCAUGAUCAUGACAGAUCAGGAUCAAGAUGGUUCUCAUAUCAAAGGCUUAUUAAUCAAUUUCAUCCAUCACAACUGGCCUUCUCUUCUACGGCACAAUUUUCUGGAGGAGUUUAUUACUCCCAUCAUAAAGGUCUCCAAAAACAAGCAGGAGAUUCCAUUCUACAGCAUUCCUGAAUUUGAAGAGUGGAAAAAUAACACUCAGAAUCACAACAGCUGGAAAAUCAAAUACUACAAAGGUCUGGGUACCAGCACAUCGAAAGAGGCUAAAGAAUACUUUGCAGAUAUGGCAAGACAUCGAAUCCGCUUCAGAUACUCUGGCCCUGAAGAUGAUGCUGCAAUCACCCUGGCCUUUAGCAAGAAGAAGAUUGACGAACGAAAGGAAUGGCUGACUAAUUUCAUGGAAGAUAGAAGGCAGCGAAAGCUACAUGGGUUGCCAGAGGAGUACUUGUAUGGGAAAACUGUUAGUUAUCUGACAUACAACGACUUUGUCAACAAAGAGUUGGUCCUGUUCUCAAAUUCUGACAAUGAACGGUCCAUCCCAUCCCUGGUUGACGGUUUGAAGCCAGGUCAAAGGAAAGUUCUGUUCACUUGUUUCAAACGAAAUGACAAACGGGAAGUGAAGGUUGCUCAGCUGGCUGGUUCUGUAGCUGAGAUGUCCUCUUACCACCAUGGAGAGGUGUCACUGAUGAUGACCAUUAUUAAUUUGGCUCAGAACUUUGUGGGCAGUAAUAACCUCAACCUGCUGCAGCCCCUUGGUCAGUUUGGUACGAGGCUGCAUGGUGGGAAAGAUUCUGCCAGCCCUCGAUACAUCUUCACAAUGCUCAGUCCGUUGGCACGGUUGUUGUUUCCACCAAUGGAUGACAAUGUCCUGAAGUUCCUGUAUGAUGACAACCUGCGUGUGGAGCCAGAGUGGUACAUCCCAAUCAUUCCCACAGUGCUUAUAAAUGGUGCAGAAGGAAUUGGUACUGGCUGGUCCUGUAGGAUUCCGAACUUCGAUAUCCGAGAGGUUGUGAAUAAUAUUCGCCGUAUGAUGGAUGGAGAAGAACCUUUGCCAAUGCUUCCUAGUUACAAGAACUUCAAUGGCACAAUAGAUGAACUAGGACCAAAUCAAUACAUGAUAAAUGGUGAAGUGUCUAUCCUGGAUUCUACAACCAUUGAGAUCUCUGAGCUACCAGUAAGAACAUGGACACAGACCUACAAAGAGCAGGUGCUGGAACCCAUGUUGAAUGGUACUGAGAAGACUCCCCCAUUAAUCACAGACUUCAGAGAAUAUCAUACAGACAAAACGGUCAAGUUCAUAGUGAAGAUGAGUGAACAGAAACUGGCUGAAGCAGAAGCAGCUGGACUGCAUAAGGUUUUCAAACUCCAAACAAGUUUAACAUGCAAUUCCAUGGUGCUCUUUGACCACGUGGGCUUUCUCAAGAAAUAUGAAACUCCUCUGGAUAUUCUACGAGAGUUUUUUGAACUCCGAUACCGGUAUUAUGGAUUGAGAAAAGAAUGGCUUCUAGGAAUGUUGGGGGCCGAGUCUUUGAAACUCAACAACCAAGCUCGUUUCAUCUUGGAGAAGAUUGAGGGCAAAAUAGUGAUUGAAAACAAACCCAAGAAAGAACUGAUUCAGGUUCUUAUCCAAAGAGGCUAUGAAUCUGAUCCUGUGAAGGCAUGGAAGGAAUCUCAACAGAAGGAUGCAGAAGAUGAAGUAGAUGAGGAUGACCAGGAUAAGGAACCCACAGCAGCCUCUGGACCAGACUUCAACUACCUGCUGAACAUGCCCCUUUGGUAUCUAACUAAGGAGAAGAAAGAUGAGCUCUGCAAACAGAGGGAUUCCAAAGAAAAGGAGCUGGAAAGUCUGAAACUCAAGAGUCCUUCAGAUCUGUGGAAGGAAGACCUGGCAGUUUUUGUUGAAGAGCUUGAUGCUUUGGAAGCCAGAGAAAAACAGGAUGAGCUGGCUGGCAUCACUGGCAAACCGAUCAAGGGAAAAGGAGGGAAAUCGACAAUGAAAAAGCUACAACUGGCUGAAACACUGCCAUCACCGCAUGGCAUAAGAGUUGUUCCGCGAAUAACUGCAGAGAUGAAGGCAGAGGCAAAAAAGAAGACAACAAAAAAAGUCAAGAGUGAAAAAAUGGAAGGGAACUCAGGAGAAGAAAAGGAGCCUUCAAAUCUUAAACAAAGAUUAGUAAAAAAAAUGAAGACUGAGCAAGGUCAGAAGAAACAGACCACACUGCCAUUCAAGCCAGUAAAGAGAGAGAAGAAACGAAAUCCUUGGUCUGAUUCGGACUCUGAUUCCGCUUCUGAGUGUGAAGUUAUUGAUGUGGUCCCUCCUAAAGAUAAGCCACUUCGCCAAACAGCAACAAAGGUGCAAUACACUUUUGAUUCGGAUUCAGAGGAAGAUCUUGCCAGUCAGAAAGUCAGUGCAGAUGAUGUCUCUGAAGAAAGCUCAACUGUGGAGGAGUCUCCAAAGCCUAAAGUUGCCGCAAAGAAAACCAGUAAAACUGCAGUUAAAGAGGAAAACAAAUCACAACCUGUGCAAAGCUCUAUUGCCAAUAAGCAGCCUACCAUCAUUGAUGUUCUAACCAAGGAAAAGGCACCCUCCAAAUCCAGGAAGGCAGCAUCUAAGGCAGAAUCUUCAAGUUGUGGUGCUAAAGUAACAGCCCCCAAGAAGCCUGGCCCAGCCAAAGUAACGAAGAAGAAAGUAACAAAAAGGAAGCCAUCUUCCUCAGAUUCAGACUCAGAUUUUGGAUUAAAGCCCUCCAAGUCCACUGCAGUGAAGAAAACCAAGACGGAUGAAUGUGACUUUUCCGAUGACCUAAACUGCUGUACAGAUAUCCCCAGCACACCUGUUCCUCGUGCAAGGCCUGGACGUGCCAGAAAGCCUAUUCAGUACAUUGAAGAGUCUGAUGAGGAAGACAUGUUUUGAAAUGUGGACAAAAUUUAAAAAUACUUAUCUUAAUUAAACUAUAAAUUAGCUUUGGGCAGAGCCUGAGCCAUGCUGUCAUCAAAGAAUUACAGCUCAGAUUAUAGCAAAUUGAGAUCCAGGAAGUCAUUUUACUGAUUCACCUGUGCCUGCCCCAAGAUUAUUAUACUGCAUGUAAAUACAGAACUAAUUUUCCUAUAGCUUUAACCCAUUAGUAUUGGUUUGACCCUCCCCUCCCCCCUACCUCAAAAUACCUAGCAUCAAUUAUACAAUGAAUACAAUGAGCAAAUCCUAUCCCCAGUUAGUUGGAAGCCCUGCUAUCUUUCUGGACCCUUUGUGGUCAUUUUAGUGUAGAAGCAAAUUUUUACAGAUGACAAAUCCCUUUAUAUAGACACUCCCUCUUUGGAUUGCUUUAAUGUUUGCAGAGAUGUAUUGUACAUCUCUUAAGCUGCACAACCCCAAAGUAUAAGCUGCCAAACCCUUAUCCAGAGUUUUCCUGAGUUGUACCCCUCUCUGACUUUGCAAGGCCAAGCCUUGCUCUUUUAUAUCUGAGUUGCCAUAUUCAGAGUUUGUCUUAACCUUGUCAUAUUUUAAUCCCUAUUUCAAAUAGUGUUUGCCAUGACUGAAAAAGUUGGUGCAAGUCAGUUACUUUACUACAUUUGGUGUGGGGUUUUAACGUGUGCAUCACUGGCAAGGAGCCCAUCAACACAGCAAUCACUUCCCCCUGGUAAGAGGUGCUUAUGGUUGUGAAUAAACUUCAACAUAAAAAAGCCAAAGGACACCUCUGAGCUGCAUAUCAGAAGCAGCUUUAAGGGAAGCAGUAUUGUCAGUGGUGAGGGUGCUUGCUCAUCCUAUGUGGAGGUGCUUUUAAUAUUGACCUGCAUCUGAAAGAAAUCUUUAAUGUUUAAAUUAACUUUACGAAAGCAUGCAAGUUGUUCCAAUGAGAACAUUAAAAAGUGGCUGAGCCUUGUCCAUUGGGCUUCACCUACUGUUGUGUCCCAAGUAGCAGCCAUCAUCAAAAUGGUUGCUGCAGCAGCAGGAGGCUCAGGCAGUGGAGAUAUCACAUUUUUGCAACAAAGUUUUAUUAUCCUGUUGACAAGGGGCUUCCUCCCACUGAUGUGUGCACAAAGUGGGUGUAUCUUUCCUGUGGCGCCUGUGUAGACCACCUGUUAGCUUCUGGUGGUUCAGGUUGGGCUGUACCACUACAAUAGCCCAAUGCUGGUCACCACGGGCGUCUGCUGGCAGCAGCAUGGAAGCCAAUGUAAUCCAUAUUCCCUGCAGAAGGAGUUGGGAAGAGUUCCAUUUGUUUUCCCUUAUUACUUCACUGGAGUAUUUAUCUGAUUUUUAAUGGUAUGCUUUUUCUAUGCCCCAGAGCAAAAUUUUGUGGUUGUUUGUCUCUGUAAAUAUUCUCUGUUUUUUGACAACCGUGUUCUGAAACUGUCUUUUUUUAUAUUUCUCUAAUAAAUUUUUUUUUUUUUUACCUCA
Alligator mississippiensis (American alligator) is the source of this 6112-nucleotide messenger RNA. It is a transcript of the gene TOP2A, whose product is annotated as DNA topoisomerase II alpha. Gene Ontology annotation, cellular component: nucleus. Gene Ontology annotation, molecular function: DNA topoisomerase type II (double strand cut, ATP-hydrolyzing) activity; DNA binding; ATP binding. NCBI's taxonomy places the organism in Eukaryota, Metazoa, Chordata, Crocodylia, Alligatoridae. The transcript is spliced from 34 exons. The record is from RefSeq and is a predicted model, not a curated record. Gene Ontology annotation, biological process: DNA topological change; resolution of meiotic recombination intermediates; apoptotic chromosome condensation. The coding region runs from base 107 to 4630 and encodes 1507 amino acids.